Molecule: messenger RNA, 1432 nt
Organism: Sphenostylis stenocarpa
Lineage: Eukaryota; Viridiplantae; Streptophyta; Magnoliopsida; Fabales; Fabaceae
Source: the annotation of a GenBank genome assembly
AUGCCAGGUUUAGUGGAGCAAGUGUAUUAUCACUGUGCAGUGAGGGAGGAGGAAGAGGAAAAAGAACAACAACUGCAAGUUGAUGCACCUUUGAAAGGAAGACAAUGCCUGCAACAUGGAAAAGAUGGUAAUAUUACCUCUUCUGAAGCACCUUCCUUUUUUUCUUCAGUGGGAGAACAACCACUUCCUAAGAAGGAGGAAGUGCUUCAUCGUACUCACAAAGAAGAACAGAAAGAACAACCUACUCAGAAGGUUGAAGAAACAAACAAUGUUGUUGCUGAAAAUGGCGAUACCCUCAACGAUGAUAGUGAAACAGUUGGGCUUGGAAUCAUAGCUGAGAUUGUAGAAAAUGCCAUAAAUGGAGAGACUAUAAGCAGUGCUAGCAUAAAUUUUGAUGCAUCACAACAUAAGAAUAGUGUUUAUUUAGACAAACAACAAGGAAUGUGGAAAUGUCACCACUGCGCAUGGACCAAGCAAGUUGAAAGUCCUUGGAAUUUGCGGCGUGGGAAUCUUAAUGGCUACUCUGCCUUGCUCAUGAAUGUUAAAACUAUGAUUCAACAUGGACCAUGUUUUGUUUGUGGAACUAAAGAGAGUGGAGACCCUUACCUUGAAGAAGCAACUUUAUAUGGUGAAAUUUUGCUCGAUGUAGUUAUUGAUAACAAAGUGAUUGAGGAAGUUAAAUGUGAUGCUUCAAUCGAAGGUUCUAUAACAGAUCCCGCUUCAAUUGAAGAUUCUAGAAUUGAUAUUCCGGAAAGUUCACUUGCUAAUAUACCUAUUAGCCAUGGAGGAGUAGAUUCUUCGAUUCCCUCAAUAGUGAAGUCAGUUGUAAAGAUUGAAUCAAGGAUAGAAAAAGGCAAGAAAUCCAAUGUGGCGCUGCAGAAUGAGCCAUUGGUUGAACAGAAUGAUUCCCGCACGCAGAGUUCCAGUGAUGUGGAAGACAAAAAUCGUGAUUCAGUGGUUGUGAUAAAGACAGAUAUAUCCAAUCGUGAUAGUGUUUUAUUAGCAACUGUUGCUACUACUGAAAAUGUGAGACAGAAAAAUCGUGAUCUUGUGGAUGUGAUAAAGACAGAUGUUGUUGCAAAUAUAUCCAAGCCUUAUAGUGUUUUAGUAGCAGCUGUUGCUACCACUGAAGUACUUUUUAAUGCUGGGAAACCUGCACAAGAUGACAUUCUAAAACCGUAUGAAGUGUCUCCAAUCUUUGACAAGGGACAGAAAGACGUACUGGAAAUAGCUCAGGAUAGUUAUUCCUCUUUGAGGAAAGAAGCGCAAUCACGAGAUCAAUCAUUACGCAGUGAAGUAGUUGCAAAGGAUGUAGCUAGAGACAAACAAAACUUCAUAGUAGAUACCACGAUUCCAUCAAUUCAAGAUUUUAAGCAAGUGCAAAAGGGUAUUGAAGAGGAAAUAAAACCUUCUGUUGCAAAAGAAAAGGAAG